CAUCGUUCGUGGUAUUGACAGCUCGUCGACACCAAACAUGCAGUGCCUUUUGUUUUGAUGACACAUACACACACGGACGAAAACAAUCAGCGCGUGUACAGUACGGAGGCACACGGUUGUAGUAAUUUUAGGAAUUCUAUCGUAAGUGGAAAGUCGACUCCGGACCACGAUGGAUCCGCUCAACAUAAAGCUCGAGGUGCCGGAUCUCCCACUACCGCUCGGGGACGACGGGCUGAUGAUGUCGAGCGCCGAUUUCCUACCAACCGAAAAUGACCUGUUCCUAGGCGACGAUGACGACGACGUGAUCGUAGUGCACAUGGAUUUGCGCGAGAAUCUGUCCACUCUACGGGGGUUGGUCGAGCGGCGGAUCGGAAUGUCGCUCAAGCACUACGAGUUCUGGCUGCAGGGGUCCACGAUGCUCGAAUCCCACAAGAAUCUGGUCGACCAGUGUGUGCAGGGCGAAGGGUUGGUGCAGAUCAACGUACAGGUGCAACCUAACAAGCGGCGCAUCAACAUCGCGGAUGUGUUGAAACCGACGGACGAGGUGCUCGAAACGUACCAGCGCGAAAUAGAACAAGCGGCCAAGGAAGCAGAAGCGGCGGCAGCGGCCAAACGAGCCGCUGAGGAGGAAGUGGCCGCUGCAGAAGCGAUUGCGGCAGCGGAAGCCGAAGCGGAGCUGGCCAAACGUACCACCGAGGACAGCUCUGCGAGCCGGAUCGAUGAAAGCGAUACAACUUCCACCAAGGCGAGCGCGACGAACGAGUCGCACGAAACGGCUAUCGCUGUUGCGGCCAUCAUAGACUCGGUUAGUGCGGAGGAGCGGGAAAAGGAGCGCGAAAAGGAGCGCCGAAAUGAACGGGAACGACAGGCGGCGAGCGAAAAGGGCGGAAAGCUAAUGCCCGCGGUAAAGGAAGAGGUGCACGGUUUCGCGGACCAUUCGCUGGACGAUUGUGACGAGUCGGAUGGAGAGAUUGGCGACGAACCGUUGGCUGCCCUGCCGUGGGUGUACGACAGUGCGUUCAAGCGUGACCAGCAGCGCUUGAACAUUCCGGACGAUCCGCUCGAAUGGACGGUUGCGCAGGUGAAGCACUGGAUCCAGUGGGCCGUCCGGACGUUCAACCUCAACGGUAUAAAGCUGCAGGACUGGAGCAUCACCGGCAAGGAGCUGUGCGAGUUGGACGCGGACGAGUUUAAGCUAAAAGCACCGAACGAUCCGGGCGGUCUGUUCUGGAUGCAUUUGGAGCUGCUGAGACGGCACAAGAUUGUGGCCACGCUACAGAAACCGGCUGAAGGCGAACAGUUGGUCGAGAUGACCAUACGGAGGAAAAUUCCCAAAGUUAAUAUCGGCAGCAAAAACGAUGAGUUUAGCUACUGUGGCAAUCGGACAGGGAACAAUGGACAGAUUCAGCUGUGGCAAUUCCUGCUGGAAAUUCUCACCGACCGUGAACAUCGUGCCAUUAUUCAGUGGAUGGGAACCGAGGGAGAGUUCAAACUUUGCAAUCCGGAACUGGUGGCACAGCUGUGGGGCGAGCGCAAGAACAAACCCACGAUGAACUACGAAAAGCUGUCGCGUGCCUUGCGCUACUACUACGACGGGGACAUGAUUUCGAAGGUGCACGGGAAGCGUUUCGUGUACAAAUUCGUGUGCGACCUGCGCGAGCUGCUGGGAUACGAUGCGUCCGAGCUGUCGGCGCUGGUUAACGAAGGGUCUCCGGUUAGUGCCGACACGCAGUAUGAGAGCCAGAGUUAUGAUGUUGAUUUCGAUUGAUACACGGGAAGCGGUUCCUAUGGAUGUUAUGGAGCGGAGUUAGUAAUUGCACAAUUCGCAAAGAGGUAAUUGCUUCACAUGUACCUUGAACGAGCGAGACGGACAGCGAUUCGAUCGUCCCGUUCCUGAGAGAAUGUUUGCAAAUACUGUUUUCUUUGAUCUAAGGGUUAAGGGGCUUCUUCUGUUAACAUAUACUUUACAUUUAUUUUACUUUUUUCUAUCGAUAACACAUACACACCCACUCAUUAUGAAUGAAAGUUUUAUAUAAAGAAUAUUGAAAACAUGCUUGCAUGCCAUUAA
Messenger RNA from Anopheles stephensi (Asian malaria mosquito), 2068 nucleotides. It is a transcript of the gene Ets97D, whose product is annotated as DNA-binding protein Ets97D. The record is from RefSeq and is a predicted model, not a curated record. Lineage: Eukaryota; Metazoa; Arthropoda; Insecta; Diptera; Culicidae. The transcript is spliced from 3 exons. The coding region runs from base 170 to 1768 and encodes 532 amino acids. Gene Ontology annotation, cellular component: nucleus. Gene Ontology annotation, biological process: regulation of transcription by RNA polymerase II; cell differentiation. Gene Ontology annotation, molecular function: sequence-specific DNA binding; DNA-binding transcription factor activity, RNA polymerase II-specific.